AUGGAGGCUGAUUCUUCAAGCUCGCAAAACGAUAACACGCCGACCGAGUUGACCUAUGAAGAAGUGCUAGCAAAGCAUCAAGAAAAAGACACCUCCAAAGUGGUAGUGCGAUUCCGAGCUAUUGGCAAUGCUCCUAUUCUAAAACAAAGUUUUUACAAAAUCACGGCAUCCAACAAAUUCCAAACUGUCAUUCAGUUCCUACGAAAGGAGCUCAAAUAUCAAGGGACCGAUCCUUUGUUUCUCUACAUUAACAGCGCGUUUGCACCCACUCCUGACGAAACUGUUGCCAGUCUCUACAAGUGUUUCAAUACCGAUGGUCAUCUCAUCGUGAAUUACUCCGUUACUGCAGCCUGGGGUUGA
This is a messenger RNA of Radiomyces spectabilis, 360 nucleotides long. RefSeq names its product APG12-domain-containing protein. Gene Ontology annotation, cellular component: phagophore assembly site membrane; cytoplasm; Atg12-Atg5-Atg16 complex. The transcript is spliced from 4 exons. The record is from RefSeq and is a predicted model, not a curated record. Lineage: Eukaryota; Fungi; Mucoromycota; Mucoromycetes; Mucorales; Radiomycetaceae. The coding region runs from base 1 to 360 and encodes 119 amino acids. Gene Ontology annotation, biological process: nucleophagy; C-terminal protein lipidation; autophagosome assembly.